Acipenser ruthenus (sterlet) is the source of this 5723-nucleotide messenger RNA. RefSeq names its product choline transporter-like protein 4. The transcript is spliced from 22 exons. The record is from RefSeq and is a predicted model, not a curated record. Gene Ontology annotation, cellular component: plasma membrane. Gene Ontology annotation, biological process: thiamine pyrophosphate transmembrane transport; choline transport. Gene Ontology annotation, molecular function: thiamine pyrophosphate transmembrane transporter activity. Lineage: Eukaryota; Metazoa; Chordata; Actinopteri; Acipenseriformes; Acipenseridae. The coding region runs from base 314 to 2473 and encodes 719 amino acids.
GCAGCUCUCUUCCUGUAAAAGAAUCACGACGUGUCGAGCUCAGUACAGCUGACUGAUGCACGCUGGAAACACGGCUGUAGUCAGUUCAGGGUGUGGUUUGUUGUCGGAGGGACGCUCUGCUCCACUUUCAUUGGGAGGCGUGGCUCAGGUGAGCGUUCGCUGGCAGGUGCACCCGUAACGUCAGCAGGCAGUGCAAACUGACAGGUAAACGAAAUAGAGGGAAAGAGAUUUACCAACACAAGCAGAACAUAAGGUCUAAAACCCCGACUUGUGAUUGAUUUAGCAGACUGAAGAACCCCUAACUUUAUCUAAAAUGGGGAAAAAGAAAGAAAACGACAGUUCCGAUCCUUACGGAGAACCUGCUAAACAUGACCCAACUUUCAAUGGACCCCUCAAAAACAGGAGCUGCACUGAUGUUAUUUGCUGCAUCUUUUUCAUGGUUUUCAUUGGUGGAUACCUGGUGGUGGGAGUUCUGGCCUGGCUGUACGGGGACCCCAGGCAGGUUAUUUACCCUCGAAACUCGACCGGAGUUUUCUGUGGAAUCGGACCCAAUGAAGGGAAGCCCUACGUGUUUUACUUUGAUAUCCUGAAAUGUGCCACUGGUACCAACAUCAUGGCAGCUGCUCUGAACGGACUGCAGUGCCCAACUACCCAGGUGUGUGUGAACACUUGCCCCAACAGCUACUGGAUUGUUCCUCUGAGUGGAUAUUUUCCCGGUGCGAAUGCCAGAGACGUGUUCAGUGACAAGUACUGCAGCCCAGCCAUCGACCUGCAGACCACCAAACUGUCUGUGGAUCAAAUUCUAAGCAAAGAACUGUGUGCCAGAUUUUAUAUUCCCUCCACUCCAGUUUUUAAUCGGUGCAUCCCCAAAAUCGCUGACUUGCCGGGCAUCCCUUCUAAUUUCACCUUACCUGGGACUGCGACUGCCAACGAAACUGCCAGCAGCAUUAUGAGCGCCACCGGUGAUCUCUUUAUGGGGUUCAAUGCUAAAGCCUUGGGGGUGAAGAUUUUCGAAGACUUUGCCAAAUCCUGGUAUUGGAUUCUAAUUGGUCUGCUGAUCGCUAUGCUGGCCAGUCUGCUGUUCCUCUUGCUGCUGCGCUUUGUCGCUGGAGUCAUGGUCUGGGUUCUCAUUGUCGGGGUGAUUGGAGUCAUUGGCUAUGGUAUCUGGCACUGUUACUGGGAGUAUUCCAAUUACAAAGCGAAUAAUGCCUCCAUAUCGGCCAUCGGCUUCACCUCGGACGUCUCUGUCUUACUGCGGGUUCAGGAGACCUGGCUGGCUUUCUUGAUCAUCCUGGCUGUGUUGGAAGUGGUUCUGCUCCUGAGUCUAAUCUUUCUGAGGAAACGGAUUCUCAUCGCUAUCGCACUAAUCAAGGAAGCCAGCAAAGCAAUCGGUCACAUUAUGUGCUCGCUGCUCUAUCCCCUGGUCACCUUCGUCCUGCUGGUUAUCUGUGUGGCUUACUGGGGCAUCACUGCACUAUACCUGGCAACGUCGGGGGUGCCUCUGUACCGGGUGAUGGCACUUAACCACUCUCUGCCAAACUGUGCGAGCAUCAACGGGACUGAGCCCUGUGAUCCAUUGAGCUUCAAUGCAUCCUCGUCCCCCUGCGAGUCGGCGCGCUGCAUGUUCUUGAAGUACAACGAGGAGGGCCUUUUCCAGCAGAACCUCUUCAACCUGCAGAUCUACAACGUGCUGGGCUUCCUGUGGUGCAUGAACUUCGUCCUCGCCCUGGGCCAGUGCACCAUGGCCGGGGCAUUCGCCUCCUACUACUGGGCCUUCAGCAAGCCUGGGGACCUGCCCUACUUCCCCGUGGCCAGCAGCUUCCUCCGCACUUUGCGGUAUCACGUUGGUUCUCUGGCGUUCGGCUCACUCAUUUUGACCAUCGUCCAGUUUAUCCGCAUCAUUCUGGAGUAUCUCGACCACAAGUUCAAAGCUGCUCAGAACCCCUGCACUCGCUUCAUCAUGUGCUGUCUGAAGUGCUGCUUCUGGUGUCUGGAGAAAUUCAUCAAGUUCCUCAACAGAAAUGCCUACAUCAUGAUCGCCGUUUACGGGAAGAAUUUCUGCACCUCUGCUAAAAACGCUUUCUGCCUGUUAAUGAGGAACAUUGUCAGGGUGGUGGUGCUGGAUAAAGUGACGGACCUGCUGCUGCUGUUUGGAAAAUUAAUGGUGGUCGGGGGAGUGGGAGUCCUGGCGUUCUUUUUCUUCUCUGGUAGAAUUGAGAUGCCGGGAGAAACAUUCAGUGCCAGCUCACUGAACUACUAUUGGGUGCCGAUUAUAACAGUGGUUGUGGGGUCCUACAUGAUUGCUAAGGGUUUCUUCAGCGUGUACAGCAUGUGUGUGGACACCCUGUUCCUGUGCUUCUUGGAGGAUUUGGAGCGUAACGAUGGUUCUCAGGAGAAGCCGUACUACAUGCCCAAAUCUCUCAUGAAGAUCCUCAGCAAGAAGAACAAGCAGCCCAAACAAAACAAGAAGUGAGGACUCGCACACGCACACGCACACGCACACGCACUCACACUCACACUCACACUCACACUCACACUCACACUCGCCUCCUGAGUCCUCGCUUAGACCUAAACACCAGCAAAUGCACCACAAGCCUUUUAAACACACAGACCCAUCUUCAGAGGGGAAAUUACUUUCAGAAAAAUUGGAUACAUUUUAAGAGAAAGGAAUUGCUCAUUUGGUACUGGGUAGUUAUUGCUAAGUUUUGUAGUCGUCUAACUACAGGGAUUUCUUUAUCCUGAUCAAAAGAGUAUGUAGCUUCACAUUUCAUUUUCUUAGUUUUUAUCAUUCUGCGUGCUUCUUAUAGUAAUCAAAUACUCUAAGUCUGUGUUGCUCUGACAGAGUUUAGGAGCUGCUGUUCAGUUCUGGUUAUCUGCCAUAGACAUCUGUAAUGUAGGCUAGAUCAGCCAGAGUCUUUUAUAGAAAUAAGAGCCAGCGCCAUCCAGUGAUCUGCCCCUACAGUAUUUGAGUGACUGCAAUAAGAAGCACUUGGAACGAUUGCAAACAUCAUAAAGAAGUAAGGGGGACAGUGAAAAUAAAAAUGAAUAAAUUAGAAGCUACAUGGUCUUUAGAUACAGUAGAAGUACACAGAGCUUGCAUGCCAGUCCGCUGGCAGGGUAAUACCUGUAUGUACUUACACAGCACCUGAUGUGUGAGAAUGGAAGAGCUUGGUAGUUUUAGUUCAUUACAAUGGUCUGAUUUCUUUCUGAAAAUUUCAAAAAGACAAGCAUUUCCUCAAUCCAGCUUUUUAUCAGAUUUUUAUUGCUAAACUGUGACUGAAAAAUAUCCAGGAUUUGUUUUUAUUUUAACUUGUACAACACAGUCCUAAUAUACAGAAAUGAAGCAAUAGCAAACAUGGAACGUCAUUUUAAAACAGGCGGUGCUAUGCCAAGUUCUCUGUUUGCUUGCCUUAGUUUCAGGUCGGCUGUUACUGUUUUAUUUCCUGGGUCAACUUAAAAGUGUCUUUGGGGUUGCAAAGGCAUUCAAAGGGGGUGGAGCCAAUACACUCUCCCAAGUGAUCAAGGAAGUGCGAGACUCUGAAAGCAGCAGAGCUCGUGCAGACAGAUUCCUCUAACCUCACUGUGCACCACAUGCUUUCAAAUGAAUUCCAUGCUUGCUGUAGACCCUGACAGUAAGAUGCAGGGAAUUAUAGUUUGCUAUAAAAACACAGUUAAUAGACAAAAAGGUUUGACCACAUUUCUUCUUGGUGCUUAACUGCAAUUUUCACAAAUAACAAAAAGGAGCAUGCAGGGAAGUAAGGAUAGUGAUGGGGGCUACAUUUUAGAAAUACAUUUUAAGAAAAAAAAUUGUUUUAAAUACAAAAGGGGAUUAAUGAAGAAGUAACGCACUUUAUGGCUAGAGAAAAACAAAGCUGGAAAGACUUUGCUGUCUGUGUCGAUGGUGUAGGAAUGGAGAUCCAUGCUGAACACACAAGCCAGUUUCUGUGCCUCGUGAGAUCCAUGCUGAACACACAAGCCAGUUUCUGUGCCUCGUGAGAUCCAUGCUGAACACACAAGCCGGUUUCUGCCUCGUGAGAUCCAUGCUGAACACACAAGCCGGUUUCUGUGCCUCGUGAGAUCCAUGCUGAACACACAAGCCAGUUUCUGUGCCUCGUGAGAUCCAUGCUGAACACACAAGCCAGUUUCUGUGCCUCGUGAGAUCCAUGCUGAACACACAAGCCAGUUUCUGUGCCUCGUGAGAUCCAUGCUGAACACACAAGCCAGUUUCUGUGCCUCGUGAGAUCCAUGCUGAACACACAAGCCAGUUUCUGUGCCUCGUGAGAUCCAUGCUGAACACACAAGCAAGUUUCUGUGUCUCGUGAGAUCCAUGCUGAACACACAAGCCAGUUUCUGUGUCUCGUGAGAUCCAUGCUGAACACACAAGCCAGUUUCUGUGCCUCGUGAGAUCCAUGCUGAACACACAAGCCAGUUUCUGUGCCUCGUGAGAUCCAUGCUGAACACACAAGCCAGUUUCUGUGCCUCGUGAGAUCCAUGCUGAACACACAAGCCAGUUUCUGUGCCUCGUGAGAUCCAUGCUGAACACACAAGCCGGUUCCUGUGUCUCGUGAGAUCCAUGCUGAACACACAAGCCGGUUUCUGUGCCUCGUGAGAUCCAUGCUGAACACACAAGCCGGUUUCUGUGCCUCGUGAGAUCCAUGCUGAACACACAAGCCGGUUUCUGUGCCUCGUGAGAUCCAUGCUGAACACACAAGCCGGUUUCUGUGCCUCGUGAGAUCCAUGCUGAACACACAAGCCAGUUUCUGUGCCUCGUGAGAUCCAUGCUGAACACACAAGCCAGUUUCUGUGCCUCGUGAGAUCCAUGCUGAACACACAAGCCAGUUUCUGUGCCUCGUGAGAUCCAUGCUGAACACACAAGCCGGUUUCUGCCUCGUGAGAUCCAUGCUGAACACACAAGCCAGUUUCUGUGCCUCGUGAGAUCACGAAUGCACAAGGCCAAUGCUUUUGUCAUAAUGUUAGAAAUGUUUAUAAAAAAAAAAAAAAAGUUUGAGAAAUGAAAUUUGUGUGUAUUUUGUCUUUUUCUAUUUAAUAAGUAACGGCAAAGUGCCUGAUUUGUAAUACUUAUUUUUUUCCAAGAAGUUUAUAUUAUAUCUGUUCCUUUUUUAAUGUCAGAACACCUAAAUAUAACUAUUAUUUGCACCAUUUUUUUUAAAAAUGAAAACAAAAUUGUUACAAAACUAAAUGCUUGAUGAUAGUAAUAGCAACAUUAUCACUGUCCCCCUUUUAAAGGAGUGCUAGCCCAGGCUUCUUCAAAUCCAUUCUCUCAUCUCUGAUUAGUAAGAGCAACAUUAUCACUGCCCCCUGAAACACCAAACCCCGAGUUAGCAGUGAUGUGAAGGGGAGUCGUGGUAAUGGUGCCAAUGCUAAGAGAUUUAUUUUCAACACUGUGGAUCGUACUCUUUUAAAGAAGGGAAGGGAUAAUAUUAGUACCAGUGAUUAAGAAAAUUGAUUUUAAAACCUUGGUCAGACCAUGCAGCAUUACCAGAUUCAAUGCAAAUCCCAAUGCUGGUGAUGAAAAUGAAGGUAGCAUAAUGUUGAAUUGACAGCCCGCUCUCAAAAUGCUUUCAAUUUUUUAUACCAAAAGCACUUUUUUAGAAUGUUUUUUUGUGACUAAUACAUCAUAAAGGUGGAAGCUUGCUGUAAAAAAUGUAAACAUAGUUAAUGUAAGAAAGUCUAAGAGAUUAAAAUAUUUAAUUUAAACCAAA